CUUGUCUCUCUCUCGCUCCCUCCCUCUCUCUGGAGAGCGAAGAGAAAACCCUAGAUUGACUUCCUUAGGGUUUCGUCUCGCGAGGGUUCCAGAUCCACCUCCCUCGCUGUCGAUCGAUCCGGAUUAGGGCGGAAUGUCGACAAUGGAGCACCUCUUCAUGCAGAUCUUCGAGCGGAAGAACUGGAUCGAGGGCCAGCUCAGGCAACAGAUCGAUUCCUACGGCCAGUCCCUGGCCUACAACGUCCUCGCCGAUGGUGGUCACCCUCCGCCGUGGCUGUGGACAAUGAAACCGGCCGCCCCUGGUUGCCCUGAUUCCAAUGGAAUCUUAUUCCCACUCCCACGGACUACCACUCCUUCAACAAACAACAACAAUCUUUACACCCUUCCAACUCUGAAGGGUGCGAAUGUGUCCCAGCCCAGUAGCCUCUUCAAUGAAAUGUGUGUUUCAAAUCAAAAUUUCUUCACAGAGCCAAUUGAUGAAGUGGUUCCUGAUAAUUUCCUUGAAAACAUUGAACGAGAUUCUGAUAUGAUAGGCUUGAAAGAUGUUGAGGCUAACGCUGAAUUUGACCCACUUGCAAGGAUACAGCAUUCCAGAUCGAGGCAAAGGGACCUAGAGAAUCAUCUCAGCAAGAAAGCAAAAAUUACAAGUUUUGGAGAUGAAAGUACUAUGGAUCAAUAUACUGGUAGAAUGACUCGGUCUAGGGUUGCCUCCUUGAAGCCUGAUAGUAUUAAGGAAACAUCAGUUAUGAACUUGUUGGCUUUUGACAAUGUAGAUGGUGGUCGAGCCACUAGAUCAAGAAGAGCAUCUCAGAAACCUGAUUCUCUUCACAAGUUAUCGAAACCAGCUAAACCUUUAAUACCUGUGGAAUUUGGAACACAGAAAGCAUCGGAAGAUCAAAUGGGUUUCUGGCCAGCUACGUAUGGAAACAUAGACACUCUUGAAGGAAAUAAUGUUGAUGACGCUGUGGCUCCACAGAGAUGUGUUAGACAAGCUGCAGUGAAGGGGCUUGCCUCAGAUGCAUCUUCUCCUGUUAACUCUGGGUUGAGGAUGGCAUGCACUGCAGCUCCAGAUCUGUCUCAGACGCAUUUUCUGGUUGAACCAAAGAAACUUCUUUUCGAUGGCAUUGAAGUUUGUGGUUCAAAUGACAAUCCUGUUACUGCUUUUGAAAAAGAAAAUCAAGAAUACUCUGAGGUUACCCUUUCAAAGAUGGAGGCCAUGCAAUCACUAAAAGAGGAUCAAUUUUCCAGAGAUUUUAUGAAAGCACAUUGUUCUUUAGCAUGCAGGGAGCCUCAAGAUGAUGUCCUGCACACUGGAGAAGUUUUGCAAAGAACAGAGGCAGCUGGCAGAGUUUCAGAGGGAUGUGCAAACAAGAGUCUUAAAUUGGUUGAAGUAGAUGACUCAGAGUGUCACUCCCUCCCUAGUUCAUGCAAUAAGCAUUCUCAGACACCUGCUCGGUUGCCCGUGAAACCAACACAUUGGAUCUCUAAUAAUGAACUGACACUUCCAUCCUCUAUGAGUGACUCUAUAUCAAACUGUAAUACAAAAUUUUCAGGUCAACCAAGGGUUCAACAUGAUUGUAGCUCUGAAAAUUCAUCAGGAGAUCUGGGGAAGCAUAAUUUGGAAGAGCGAUUUAGUGUACCUCUCAUUGAUGUGCGAACAAUCAUGGUAGCCAGCAGGCUGUCUGAGACCAAUUCCUCAGCUGAAUCAAAGGAUCAUCUACUUGAUACUAUGAAGCAGAUUAAUUUGGAUAGGAAUUCUAUUGCUUCCUUGGGGAAAGAAACCAAGGGCGGCAAUUUUGAGAAUGAUAUAAAAUUGGACGCUGUGCAGUCAGUGAAAGAAGAAUCGUCCCACAGAUCUUUGAAAACAGCUCAUGUUUCUCCAGCAAAUGUGCAGAUUCAGGAAGAGGUUGUCUUAUCUGCCUUGGAAGAUGUGAGAACAGAUGAAAGUAAAAGGGUCUCAGGUGAAGUUUGUGAAGAGAUUUCUGAGUUACUUGUAACGGUGAAGCCCAAAUGUAAUCCUCAAUUUAUAUACUGUGAUGAUAUACCUUCACAUAUAUCGGCCAUGUCAGCUUUGGAAGCGAUGCCUAGGAGCAAUGUUAGUGAGAAUCAUUCAAUUGGAAAGCCUGUUCAGUGCCCAACAGAUGAGAAUUGUGAGAGAAUGCUCAUCAAAGAAACAAAUGGCAGCUCAAUUAAACCGACAGACCCCCUUCUCAGUGAUGGUCCAGAGUUAUUGUUCUCUGAAGCAGAUGGCAUGUGCAUAGAAGCUGAAAAAGCUGACACCAGUGCAGUGCAACUUGGGAAUAGAAGUUUUGCAACGCCCGCAUCAAUAUCUGGUGCUGCUGAAAAUCAUGAUGUGGAGGUAGAAUGCCAGCAUCCGUCAAGAUGUUCAACUAUAUGUGAUAAGAUUAUGGGUUCUUGUAGAUCAAAUGAUUCUGUUUUAGUUUCUUCCAAUAAAAUUGGUGAGUUCUUUUCACCUCAGGAAGCUGUGGUUAAUGCUGAUAUCAGAAAUAUCAAGGAGAAGCUCGCUGUCAGGAAGAUGCCAAAUACGGCUGAAGCUCAUAGAAACUCAAGCAGUCUUGAUAAGAAUUUUGCUUCUUGUAGAGCAAAUGCUAUCAGUGUACCUUGUCCUGAAAAAAAUUCCAUGCAGCUGGAAACCAUCAAAGGUGAUAUUUAUGCAGGUGCAAAGAAUGUUGCAGAGAAGACUGUCAUUCAGCACGUACAAACACCAAAUAAUAUUGAAGCUCACAUUGCAGCACCAGAAGCUCAUUACUCCUUAAGGAGCUCGAGUAGCCAGAAAAAAAAGCUUGAUUCUUUUAGAUUAAUUGGAACCAAUGCUGCAAGCAGUUCGAAACAAUCAAGGAAAAUUGUUGCCCGUGCGUGUGAAAGUUCAUGGCCUAAAGGGAGAAAAUUGGAAGGACAAUUAAAUAAUAUCCUGGCUACUUCUCCUAGGAUGAGGUUUAAACCUCCCCUGCAUGUUCAUAAGGGCAGUGUCUGCAGAAGCAAGAUGAGUUCAGAAAAUGCUUUAGGAGAUGGUAUGGAGUUACAGUCUUCUCCAUUACCAAGUGAUUUGAAAAGUGAGAUAGCAAAUGCAGCCCUCGAGAGUCCUCUUGAAGUUCUACAAAUUAGCAAGAAGCUCUGUGUGAGAGAGGAUGGUUCUUGCUUAAAAGCUGAGGAAGGAAUUAUGAUGGCUCCAUUACAAAUUGAACAUAGACAAGGAGUAUCUUUUCAUGAUUUGAUGGAUGAAAUAUCUGGAACUUGUUUAGCAAACAAAGUGGGUGUGUCUGAAUUGUCUGACUUUAAACUAAAAGAACAUUGUAUUUCAGAAGAUAAUCAUGAUUUAAUGCAUAGCAGGAGCACAUUAAGUCAUAAAAUAACGAAGAGUCCUGGUUAUCAUGUGGAACCUACUGAAGAGACCAAUAUGAAUGAUACAGAAAGAAGUCUUUAUGCAUAUGACAUGGCUGAUUGCGAUGAGACCAUGCCAGAGUUUGAGGGAUUUAGCAUUGGUGUUCCUUCUACUAUAGAGGACAGUGUCUUCUACAAUUCUGAUCUUCAAAGUCUUGCAGGAGAACAGGAUUCUGUGCUUGAGCAGUUGUGCAGCUCUAGGAAUUUGGUUACCCCAAGAUCUCGUCCUUCUACCAAGUAUAAAAUUAAUAGACUUCCUGAUGUUUAUCGAUCUUUACCUGCCGGGACUCUGGAGCACAUAGAGUCAAGCAAUCCACUCCAUUUUAAUGAUGUUGAUAUGAAACAAUUUAAGGAAAGUGACGAUGAGAAGAUUUAUGGUCUUUUUGGCAACUUGGAAUUAGAAUAUGAUGGUUCUUUCAAUGGAAAAUCUCAUUCUCACAGUAUGCCUUCUACAAGUGCAAGAUUUGGAUGGCUUGCUGGUAAGCCUCCUUUGACCCCUCCAGUUGAAAAGUCCUGCCAGAGAAAGGUUUCAGGGAGAAGUUAUGCCAGCUCAGAGACGGUGGGUUCGAACCCAGAACUAGUAUGUUUUCGUAUUGAUGAAAAUACCAGCACCACUAAAGAAAAUGAAAAUCCAGAUGAACUAGACAUGUCCAAAGAGAGAGUUGGCUCAAGAGAGAUCAAGGUGUCAACUGACAGAAAAGCACUUCUAGAUAUCACUGCAGUAUAUCAGAAUGCACCAACUUUGGCUUCUGUUUCCGAGAAGUUUGCUGAAAGAGUCAAUCUACAAUCUGUGAACGCAGAGUCUUACUCUGGGACUCGAAACAGUGUCUGUAUGAUUGUGGGAAAUGCUUGUGCCAGAAAGCCUAAAAUAGUUGACAAGGAGAAUCAUAGCCUUCUGGUUAAUGGAAAUCGAGUUCAGAAAGCAGCUGAAUCUAUCAAUAGCAGGUCCAGUAAACCAGAAAUUUCUAGAAAAGCAGGGGAUAGAAACAAAAGCCGGCCACAACUAGAAAAAGGAUACAAGCCCAGCAAUAUCGUGUCCAAUAUAUCUUCUUUUAUUCCACUUGUCCAACAAAAGCAGCAAGCAGCAACUGCAAAAGGGAAGAAAGAAAUUAAAGUCAAAGCAUUAGAGGCUGCUGAAGCUGCGAAGCGUCUUGAAGAGAAGAAACAAAAUGAGCGUGAAAUGCGGAAAGCAGCCGCAAGGCUUGAGCGUGCAAGGUUGGAACAGGAGAAAGAGCUCAAGCAAAAGCAGAAAGAAGAGGAAAGGAAGAAAAAGGAAGCAGAAGUAGCUGCAAGGAAGAGGCAGAGGGAAGAAGAAGAAAGAAGGGAAAAGGAAAGAAAGAGAAGAUGCAUUGAAGAAGCUCGAAAAUUGCAAAGGGAACAGGAGGAAAAAUUACGUGCUGAGAAAGACGAAAGAGAGCUUUGGCGCAAAGCUGCAGAUGAGAAAGAACGAAGGAAGAAAGAAACAAUGGAACAGGCAAAUCACCAAUCGAAAUCAGAAAAAGAAGGGGAAAUUGCUGGGUGCAGAAAAGAUGCUGAGUUGAAACCCAGCACCACCGAGGUGGUAGUGAGGGAAGGUAUACAUGGAAAUAAUAGCUUUGCAGGCCCUGAUUCUUCUAAAGAAUUAAAGGAUCUUGAAAAGUUGUAUGAGAUAUCUCCAUACAAAGACUCUGAAGUUGAGGAUGAUGAUGCAGAAGAAGAAAUUAGGCGCAGAAAGAAAUACAUUCCUUCAUGGGCAAGGAGAGAAUGCUUGGAUCAAAUUUUACUUUCCAAUCAACGGCAAGAUCCAACAGAAAUCUUCUGUCGUAAGAGUUCUUUUGACUUAAAUGAAGUUCUUUUGCCUCGUAUUCUUCGGCUGCCAUCGUGAUCACAUGGCGAUGUUUGGUCAGUUGCCUGCACGGUGAUCCUUUGAUCUGGAUAGUGGUGUAUCUGCAGAGCUCCCAAAAUGAUCUGGUGGUUGUGCCAUAUGGUUCCCCUUCUCUAGGCAUCAUUUAUUUGCUGAGUGUUGGCAGGGUUACCAUCUGGAGACACCAAGGUUUUUCCUUUUCCUUUUCUUUUUCCCUGUUUGGGGGAGGGGGUGUUCAAUAAGAUGUGCAUGCUCGACCACCACCAGCACCCCCCAACCCCCCUCCAACAACAUAUAUUGCAUGUGUGGUUCACAGCUCCGAUAUCAUCAUGCUGUCAGUACAGUGCUCAAUAUGCAGCUGGAAUGCUAACGCUGCUUCUCAUGUACCAAUUAUUUGCAUGCAAUGAGACCACUGCAUAGCCUUAUUCUGCAGGUUACAGAAUGUGUAUGCCCCAUGGUUUAAACUUCCUUUUUUGUGUAUAUAAGAAAUUCAUAGAAUGGUCGAGUUCCUUAUGGAAAACAUUUUCCUAAGUUUUACGCUUAACUAGGAUUUCCGGUUCUUCAUCCUGA
This is a messenger RNA of Phoenix dactylifera (date palm), 5815 nucleotides long. RefSeq lists its product as uncharacterized. NCBI's taxonomy places the organism in Eukaryota, Viridiplantae, Streptophyta, Magnoliopsida, Arecales, Arecaceae. The record is from RefSeq and is a predicted model, not a curated record.